CAAAAGAGUUCAACUUUGGUGACUAUGAACUCAAAAGCAAUAAAGUUAGCUAACAUGCACAGACAUUGGCCACCAUUAGCUACUUGUCAUACCAGGCCAAGUGCAGCUGAGUGCACUGAAUUGAGCAUGUGUGUUUUAUGGCUUAUGAAUUCAACUCUUCAUUUCUAAAAGGAUGAUUCUGUUGUUUCCUUUUUCAGAAGUAAGAUAAUCCUGCUUUAAUUUACUGAGCUUUUUGCCAAUGAAGACUUGGUUAGAAACAUUAGAGUCAGCCUCAGGAAAAACGUGUAAUGUAAGGUUGCUAGCUUUGCAGAAAUAUUACCAAGGACAUGACCUUGAUGUGCUUAUGGUAGCUACCCCACAACACAUUGGCAAAAAAAAAAACAAUAAAGCCCUGUUUUGAUUUUAACCAGCUGUCUCGAACAAAUUGCUGUUAUUCCCACGGGCUUUCCUUUUUGUCCCUUUUUGAAAUAGCGUGGCUAACUAAGUAAAAAUGACAAAUAAAAUAUUGGGGGAGGGGGGUGCACUCAUUGCUCUGUCAUGUUGAGGGAUUUCUGAAGUGUCUGCCUCCCCAGGCACCCCUCCCACGCUCUCCCCUAAAUGGGAGUGAGUGAGUUUGAAAAAGGGCUGGACUUCCCUUAAUUUACUGCGAGCUUAGAAUGGCUUGAGUCUCAUGAGAGCCAGAAUACAGUCUAAACUUUUGGCAGCGUACUAGUGCUGCUGUUGCUGGUGCUGCUGGUGUCACCAAAAAGUGCCCACUUAACCCACAGACUCAACUUCUGCAACCCUGGACGAGGACACUCAGCUUGAUGCUCAGGACAUGGAAACAAACUAACUGUGAAUGAAGAAUAUCUCCUUUUCAGUUUUUGCACUUUUUCUGAAUUUCCUCACUGCCAGGAUUGCUUUAUAGAGCUGAACGCAUUGGAGACCUAAGUCAGCAACAUUGGAAGUCAUGGUCCCCUCACUGCACUGGCUCCUGCUGCUGUGGGGACUUCAGGGUCUUUUGGCACAGGACUAUGACGAAGACUAUGAGGAAGUGGUGGUGACAACGAAGAAGAAGAGCAAAGUAAAUCCCUCCAAUGCCAUACCACAAAAUGGCAAAUCCCUCAUUGAUGAAGAUUGCAGUUUGGAGUUAGCCUUUCUGAUCGACAGCUCAGAGAGCGCCAAAGACAACCAUGCCCAGGAGAAGCGCUUUGUCACAGAUGUGAUGGACCGACUGCAGAACCUCCGUCUGCAGACCGGCCGGGGCCUCAGCGCCCGGGCAGCUCUCCUUCAGUACAGCAGCCAUGUCAUCAUAGAGCAGACCUUCAAACAGUGGAGGGGCAUCGACGACUUCAAGGCCCGGAUCGCUCCCAUUGUGUACAUUGGUCAUGGCACCUACACCACUUACGCCAUCACCAACCUCACCCGUAUUUACCUGGAGGAGUCGGAUCUCAGGAGCAUAAAGGUGGCCGUUCUGCUCUUUGACGGCAUCUCGCACCCCAGGAACCCGGACAUAUUUUCAGCUGUGGCUGAUGCCAAGAACCAGGGCGUCCGCUUCUUCACCAUAGGCAUCACACCUGAAGCCAAUGAGGCCGCCAAUAUGGCUCAGUUGCGGCUGAUUGCUAGCUCCCCAGCAUCACGCUACCUUCACAACCUGCAGGACAGGGGCAUUGUGGAUAAAUUCAUCAAGGAGAUUACGUCGCUGGCGGAUGAAGGGUGUCCUCUGGCCCAGAGCACAUGUGCCUGUGAAAAGGGUGAGAGGGGAGCCCUCGGCCCUCCUGGCAAAAAGGGGCGUCCUGGAGAUGAUGGAAGCCCCGGCACAAAAGGACAGAAGGGUGAGGGUGGGCUCAGUGGUCUUCCAGGUCGGGAAGGAGCAGAGGGAAAAGCGGGAUACAAAGGAGAGAAGGGAGAGAGAGGGGAGUGUGGUACACCUGGAAUAAAGGGAGACAGAGGUCCUGAAGGUACCAUUGGUCCAAGAGGAAAUCGUGGCCUGCAGGGUGCGCUUGGUCCACCUGGCGAUAUCGGACCUGAAGGUGCAAUGGGUAAAAAAGGGGAAAGGGGACUUCCUGGGCCACCUGGAAUCCAAGGGGAAACAGGGAUUGGCCUUCCGGGACCCAAGGGUGAUGUUGGCUACCAGGGGCCAACAGGGCCACCUGGUCCUCUAGGAAUUGGCGAGCCUGGACCACCGGGGCCUCAAGGGCCACAGGGAGUCCAAGGAGAGAGAGGACCAAUAGGAGAGGGUCUCCCUGGACCAAAGGGAGAGCGAGGCUUGGAGGGGUCGCGGGGGCUCAGAGGACAGCCGGGCAUUGGAAUCAAAGGAGACAAGGGGGAUUUUGGCCCUCCGGGUCUUCCAGGGCCACUCGGCCUCACAGGAGUUGGCAUACAGGGCGAGAAGGGCGUGGAGGGACCAAGAGGGCCACCAGGAAGCAGAGGCCCACCAGGAGAGGGCUUUCCUGGAUCCAAGGGGGACCAAGGUUUACCGGGGGAGGUAGGCGCCCCAGGUGAGAGAGGGGCUGGAGACCCUGGAGCUAAGGGUGAGCCAGGGUCAACAGGGAUGUCAGGUUUGCCCGGCCUGCCAGGGGAGGACGGAGCCCCUGGACAGAAGGGUGAGCCAGGACCUUCAGGUCUCAGAGGGCCAGAGGGGGCACCUGGAAUUGGCACCCAGGGUGAAAAGGGUGACCAAGGCCAAAGAGGAAUAAGGGGCUUGACUGGUCCACCUGGCAUUGCUGGACCCUCGGGACCAAAGGGAGAACCAGGGGCACAAGGCAGGGGGGGUUUACCUGGUCCACCAGGACGUUUCGUCGCCGGGCCAAAGGGUGAUCUUGGCCCAAGUGGUCCUCCAGGUCCGAUUGGGGAGACUGGCUACGGACUUCCUGGUCCAAAGGGUGACCGUGGAGAUUCAGGUCCUGCAGGUCCUUUAGGUCCCAAAGGAGACGGCUAUCCCGGCCCUAUGGGCCCUCCUGGUCUGCCUGGACUUCCAGGAGAACCUGGCCAGGAAGGAGUGGGCAUCCCUGGACCAAAGGGGGAUGUUGGUUUCCGAGGGUUGCCUGGUUUACCAGGACCUCCAGGCGAAGGCCUCCAAGGACCUCCGGGUAACACUGGGCGGCCUGGCCCUCCAGGGCCAAUAGGGCCACAAGGACAAGGAGUUCAAGGGCCAAAGGGUGAACAGGGGGCCCAGGGCGUGACAGGGCCAAGGGGGGUACCUGGAGAAGGCUUUCCUGGAGCUAAAGGUGACCGUGGCUCGUCAGGGGAGAGGGGGCUGAAGGGAAUCAAAGGAGAACUGGGAGACCCUGGAACCCCAGGACUACCUGGCCGCGCUGGUGUCAAAGGUGAAGCAGGCCUCACUAGAGAGGACAUCAUUCGGAUGAUCAAAGAGAUCUGUGGAUGUGGGAUCAAGUGUAAGGAGAGGCCCAUGGAGCUGGUGUUUGUCAUUGACAGCUCAGAGAGCGUGGGCCCAGAGAACUUUGAGAUCAUCAAGGACUUUGUGAACGCCCUGGUGGACCGAGUCACAGUGGGCCGCAACGCCACCAGGAUCGGCCUGGUGCUGUACAGCCUGGAGGUGAAGUUGGUGUUCAACUUGGCCCGCUACGUCACCAAACAGGACAUAAAGCAGGCCAUCAGGAACAUCCCAUACAUGGGAGAGGGCACCUACACCGGCACAGCCAUCCGUAAAGCCACCCAGGAGGCCUUCUACUCUUCACGUCUGGGAGUCAGCAAAGUGGCCAUCGUGAUCACUGAUGGACAGACGGACAAGCGAGAGCCAGUGAAGCUGGAUAUAGCUGUACGAGAAGCACAUGCUGCCAAUAUUGAGAUGUUUGCACUGGGGAUUGUGAACACCUCGGACCCUACGCAGGCUGAGUUCAUGAGAGAGCUCAAUCUGAUCGCUUCUGACCCAGACAGCGAGCACAUGUUCCUCAUUGAUGACUUCAACACACUGCCAGCGCUGGAAUCCAAGCUGGUCAGCCAGUUCUGUGAGGAUGAGAAUGGAGCCCUGAUUUAUAACAGAGUAACUAACGGCUACAACGGCUAUGGAAACAAUGGCUACAGCGGCAACAACGGCAACAGGAACGGCAACAAUGGGAACUAUGUUGUCGGUGGCUAUGGGUACCGACCUGUGACUGACCAGCAAGUUCUGAACGGCCGUCAGAGUGGCACCAGCACUGGCACCAGCACUCACAGCCACGGAGGCCGCGUAGAGACCACCCAGCAUGGCAGCAAAGGCUCCAGCACAGUCACAGACAGACAUGGUGGAGGAGGGCAGCAUGUGUUCACUGAGACACACUUUGGAAGAGAGCGCGGGGAUACAUUUAACCGCAACACCUCAGACUUCACACCUCCGUCCAAAGAGGACUCCUCCAGCACCCGAGGCUCCUCCUCAUCUUCAUCUUCAUCUUCAUCAUCUUCUUCUUCUACAAGAAUAUCCACAUCCUCCUCAGGUGUAACCAUUCAGCAUGAGCGUGUACCAAGGCCAGCUCUUCCCAAAGAGACCGUUCCCUUGGACCCUCGCUGUGGCCUGGUUCUGGACCAGGGCACAUGUCGGGACUAUAAUAUCCGCUGGUACUACGACAAGCAGGCCAACGCCUGCGCCCAGUUCUGGUACGGAGGCUGUAACGGCAACAAGAACCGCUUCGACACAGAGGAGGAGUGCAAGAGGACGUGUGUGAUCGGCAGAUCCACUGGAGGCUGAGUGAAGGCAUCUGCCGUACAUCUGCUGUAGAUACUUCAAGGAGGGGCAGCUAAUACCAGCCGUUUUCACAGGGUUAUGUAAAGUUUCUGCAUAAUUCUCAGGCAUCUACAUGUACACUGAUCUCACUGAUACAUUCUAGUUCCUGUCUUUGUGCCCCCUCCUGAACCACUUAUUGUAAAAUUAUCCUCCUCUAGUUACAGUGAAAGAGAGGCCAGCUUUGAUAGAUACCUCUGUUGUUUUGUUUGUUUUAUAUCAGCAUCUAUCGCAGGAGAUACUCCAUGACUCCUACUCAGGAAUACAGAUGAGCACUCUCACUGUGUGUGUCCACUUUCCCGGGGAUUCCCACACCUCUCGGACAUGAUCAUGGUUUUCAUACACAGUCUGUGAGUGCAGCAAAGAUUGUGAAAAAAUGGACUGACCAGUAAAUAACUCUGCUGCCUUGUCACUGUCAGAAUCAUACAUGGCAUCAGUCAAUCAAUAUGUCAUUAAAGACAUAGUGUAGCUAUUCUUUACUCAAACAAUCACUGUAGAGCAUAUUAGCACAUAAUCACAGGAGCUAGUAACAACACGAAUGAAGCCUCUCAUCACUUAUAUCAAUAAAAUAUAGUUCUUUUUUAUAUAUAUAAAAAUGACUGAUGCUCUGUAACUUCAUGGAAUUAUUUUGUGCAUUUGAAUGUGUUUUUUUUUUGUUUCUGAAUUAAAAUGUGAUGUUUUGUGUUUACAUGAUUUCACCUCUUUGUUACCACUAACUGUCUACAUUUGUUCAGGCAGGAAACUGAUGGACGGACACACGUAUACACACACUGCCCUCUACUGGGUAACACAUGCUGAUGUCACUCAAGUCAGUGCUACAGCACAGGACACUUGUGCUUCCAUUGUUGAGCAACUGGUUUGUUACUAUAUUACCGAGCUGUACUGACAGUGUAAAUCCAUACUGUACGACAUUUGUUUUUUAAUAAAUCUGA
This is a messenger RNA of Epinephelus moara (kelp grouper), 5631 nucleotides long. Its product is annotated as collagen alpha-1(XXVIII) chain-like. The record is from RefSeq and is a predicted model, not a curated record. The transcript has 36 exons. The coding region runs from base 950 to 4666 and encodes 1238 amino acids. Gene Ontology annotation, molecular function: serine-type endopeptidase inhibitor activity. Lineage: Eukaryota; Metazoa; Chordata; Actinopteri; Perciformes; Serranidae.